This is a messenger RNA of Entamoeba invadens IP1, 546 nucleotides long. Its product is annotated as serine/threonine protein kinase HT1, putative. The transcript has a single exon. The record is from RefSeq and is a predicted model, not a curated record. The coding region runs from base 1 to 546 and encodes 181 amino acids. NCBI's taxonomy places the organism in Eukaryota, Evosea, Mastigamoebida, Endamoebidae. Gene Ontology annotation, molecular function: protein kinase activity; ATP binding. Gene Ontology annotation, biological process: protein phosphorylation.
AUGGAUAACAAAAAUAGUGAAGAAAUAGAAGUUAAAAUUCGAAUCAAAUUUAUGAUGGAUGCAUCAAAGGGAAUACAAUAUUUACACAACAAUGGGAUAUUACACAGAGACAUUAAACCAGACAACUUGCUGAUAUUUGGCAUUGAUAUUAACGAAAUGGUCAAUGCCAAAUUGACUGAUUUUGGAUCAUCGAGAAAUGUGAAUUUAUUGAUGACAAACAUGACUUUCACUAAAGGUGUUGGUUCGCCUGUUUAUAUGGCACCUGAAGUCUUGAAACAAGAGAAAUACCAAAAGAGUGCGGAUAUAUAUUCAUUUGCAAUUACUAUGUUCGAGUGUUUUGGGUGGUGUGAAGCGUAUCCACUUGACACUUUUAAAUAUCCAUGGAAAAUUGCUGAAUUUGUGAAUUCUGGCAAACGCAUUGAAAAAGGUAAUAAAAUGUCACCUGAAUUGUUUGGUAUCAUUCAGAAAUGUUGGAAACAGUCCCAACAUGAGAGAAUAACUAUUGAAGAGGUUGAAAACGCUCUUCAAUUGGUAUCGAUAAUUUAA